Dalotia coriaria is the source of this 2106-nucleotide messenger RNA. Its product is annotated as excitatory amino acid transporter 1-like. The transcript has 7 exons. The record is from RefSeq and is a predicted model, not a curated record. The coding region runs from base 376 to 1977 and encodes 533 amino acids. Gene Ontology annotation, biological process: L-glutamate transmembrane transport. NCBI's taxonomy places the organism in Eukaryota, Metazoa, Arthropoda, Insecta, Coleoptera, Staphylinidae. Gene Ontology annotation, molecular function: L-glutamate transmembrane transporter activity; glutamate:sodium symporter activity; neutral L-amino acid transmembrane transporter activity. Gene Ontology annotation, cellular component: plasma membrane.
AUGAUUGCAACCAGCUAUGUACUCCAUAGCAGUCUCAAGUUUCGACUCAAACAUCCGCGCCGACUCGUAACGAGUAUUUCCAGACUUUUCGGUGCAAAAUUUUAACAAUUCACUAUUCACAUUGGAAAAACCGAAAUGUGCGCUGCGCGUUCGAAAUAAUGCCGCGCACAUUUUUCGCGUACUUUUCCUCGCUGCUACACAUAACUCCAAACCGAAAACAUCAAAAACCAGUCGCGCGUUGCAUGCUAAUCGUGUCGAUACAUAUUAAUCGCUUAAUAUCUAAUUGAAAUCUAGCGCGUAAAAGUUUGAUUGUCUUAAAUUGUUUAAUUGAUCGGCGCCUUUGCAUGGCGUCCAAUUCAAACUGGUUGCAACUAGAUGAAGAGACGAAUCGAUUGGCGUCGAUUGCAUGCGACACGAAAGCCCCAAACAUCGUCUUCGAAAGGUGCAAUAAUGGAAGACACCGACUCCGAUAAGCGGCACUAUAAUGUCGCAACGCUAACAACUUCAACAUCAUCUCUAAACAGACCAAACAAAUGCGUCGGAUGUAUGCGUUCGAAUCUACUCACAAUCCUUACAAUCGCAGGGGUUGUACUCGGCGGAGUGCUUGGUUUCUGCCUAAGAGCAGGAAAAGAUAACUGGACCGAACGACAAAUAAUGUACGUGAAUUUUCUCGGCGAUAUUUUCCUGCGAAUGUUAAAAGCACUCAUCCUGCCGCUUAUUUUAUCGUCCUUGGUCUCAGCCAUCGCUAAUUUAGAUCUUUCAUUGUCUGGAAAAAUAGCCGCCAGAGCAAUUAUUUACUAUUUAACUACAACAUUCCUCGCGGUAGUCCUCGGAAUUAUCCUUGUAACACUCAUACGACCCGGUGAUAAUAGCACCGGCGGAUCCAAGAUGGCGCCGGGAAAUCUAAGAAAUAUUACGACGGAUGAUACGUUGUUAGAUUUGGUGCGCAGUAUGUUCCCGCCGAAUUUAGUCGAAGCAUGCAUUAAACAGCACAGGACCUUGUUGAUACCACCGAAAACUAAUCCAAAUGAACGUGACUUAUCAAAAUGGUUAAUUCGAUCAGAGUCAGUGGACGGCACGAAUAUCCUAGGUCUGGUUGUGUUUUCCGCCGUGCUGGGAAUCACACUCGCAAAGAUAGGCGAAGAAGGCCGCCCGAUGACGAACUUUUUCCAGGCGAUGAUGUCUGCCAUGAUGACCAUAACCACGUGGGUGAUAUGGUUAUCUCCGGUGGGCAUUUUCUUCCUAGUCGCCAGUAAGAUCGUGGAAAUGGAUGAUUUCGGCCAAACAAUGAGUCAAAUGGGCAUGUAUUUCGCCACGGUAUUCAUCGGAAUAAUAAUCCAAGGAUUUAUUUUCUUGCCGACAAUUUACUUCAUUAUGACGCGCAAGAAUCCGAUCAAGUUUAUUUCAAAUAUGGGACAAGCCCUUGCGACAGCUUUCGGUACCGCAUCAAGCGCUGCAACAUUGCCGGUAACAAUGGCAUGCCUGGAAAAUAAUAACAACGUUGAUGUGCGAGUCUCUCGCUUUGCGUUGCCCAUCGGAGCAACGAUAAACAUGGACGGCACAGCGUUGUACGAAGCCGUCGCCGCGUUGUUUAUCGCCCAGGUGCGCCGAGUCGACCUGAGCAUCGGUAGCAUCAUCGCUGUGAGCAUCACCGCGACAGCGGCAAGCAUCGGUGCCGCCGGCAUACCGCAAGCCGGUUUGGUCACGCUGGUAAUGGUCUUAGAUACGGUGGGCUUACCAGCUGAAGAUGUCACCUUAGUGCUUGCCAUCGAUUGGAUAUUGGAUCGUCUGCGUACGACAAUUAAUGUCUUAGGCGAUGCAUUCGGCGCUGGUAUCGUCGAUCAUAUGAGUAAAAAAGAGCUGCUGAAGAUGAAAGACGGCAACUCAAACGCGAAUUCCACGCCGACACGCAACGGUAACUCGAAUGCGCUGCAUGCACAUCAAAACAACUCGUACGAGAUGGACGAGCACGUGUGAUAUUUACGAUCGUUGUUAACAAAUCGACGAAACGAAUCAUCAAGUUUAUUCUUUAGAUAUGUUUACGAAUGCCUUAGUUUAGACGUGUGCAUCCAGUUUAUAUUACAUAAUAAAUUUCAUUUUACUCAG